AUGACGCUGAAUCCUCCUCCGUCGCAGCAAACGCCUCACUCGCCGCGUCAAAUUCCCAAUCGCCGAGUUCUCAUCGUCGGGAACUAUUGCCACGACGUUCUGAUCCAAAACGGAGCCGUCGUGGCUGAAACCCUCGGCGGCGCCGCCUCCUUCAUCUCUAAUGUCCUGGAUUCUUCCUCCGUCUCCUGCGAUCUGGUCUCCAAAGUCGGAUGCGACUUCAGGUACGAGGUUAGCCACGCCCCGAUCGUAGUCCCGGAGAAGGAGACCACAGUUUUCGAGGCGUAUUUCGAUCUGGGCAUCGAUGGGAUCGGGCACGCCGAUCGGGUACUGAAACGGGUCACUGCAUGUGAUCCGAUAUUCCCUUCGGAUAUCCCCGAUUCGAGAUUCGAUUUCGGGAUGGCUGUUGGCGUCGGCGGCGAGAUUCUACCGGAGACGCUGGAGAAGAUGGUGGAGAUCUGCGACGUGGUGGCUGUGGACAUUCAGGCUCUGAUCAGGGUCUUCGAUCCCGUCGACGGAGCCGUGAAGCUCGUGAAUUUGAAAGAGAGUGGGUUCCAUCACAUCCUGCAUAGAAUCGGAUUCUUGAAAGCUUCGUCAGACGAAGCUCUUUUCAUGGACGUUGAGCAAAUGAAGCAACUGUGCUGUGUGGUGGUGACUAAUGGUGAGAAAGGGUGUAGGAUUUAUAACAAGGACGAGGAAACGGUGGUUCCUCCGUUCCUGGCGAAGCAGGUGGAUCCAACCGGCGCCGGAGAUAGCUUCCUCGGAGGUUUGGUGGUCGGGCUUGUAGAGGGUUUGGAUGUUUCUGAUGCUUCAUUGUUGGGGAACCUCUUCGGUUCCAUUACUGUUGAGCACAUUGGUCAGCCCAAGUUCGAUUUGAUGAUGCUUCAGAGAGUGAAGGAUGAGGUACAGAGAAGGAAGAAGCAAUGUAAUCUAUCAAGCAGCCAUAAGAGUGACCACGAAGAGUUCCAUGCGCGUCUAAGUCCAGCUCGGUUUUCGUGCUUUCCCUCUGCCGACUCUCCACUUCAACCAAAGUUACUGGUCAGUGGACACUGUUGUGAGUCUUGUGACCUGUGA
This is a messenger RNA of Thlaspi arvense, 1071 nucleotides long. The record is from the annotation of a GenBank genome assembly. Lineage: Eukaryota; Viridiplantae; Streptophyta; Magnoliopsida; Brassicales; Brassicaceae.